Messenger RNA from Daucus carota subsp. sativus, 1604 nucleotides. RefSeq names its product mitochondrial uncoupling protein 1. NCBI's taxonomy places the organism in Eukaryota, Viridiplantae, Streptophyta, Magnoliopsida, Apiales, Apiaceae. The coding region runs from base 418 to 1338 and encodes 306 amino acids. Gene Ontology annotation, molecular function: oxidative phosphorylation uncoupler activity. Gene Ontology annotation, biological process: mitochondrial transmembrane transport. The record is from RefSeq and is a predicted model, not a curated record. The transcript has 9 exons.
GGACACCAAAUAUUGACAAAAACUCGGAAUACAAUGAGAAGGAAUGCCAGACAACGAAGGCCUAGAAUUUAGGGGGACGAUACAAUGCAGACACAAUAAAAAGUUUAGGACAGUGUAUGCAAAGGAAGCGCAGCAUAAUAAUUUAUGCCCAAGAAUACAUACUCUAUAUCUGAGAUGACGUCUGAAACCAAUUUGCAUUUUGCUUUUCCCGAGAAUGAGAAUCCCCCCACUCCAAAACUCUUUAUUAUACUCGCACAUACAUACACAAUACACACAUGGUGGUUAGAUAUUGUAAACUAUACUCACUGCCUCUCUGUCUGCAUAAAUACAUAAUCUCUCUAGCAACAAGUACAAGGUAUACACCCUUAUAAUCAAUCAAGCCCCAAGUCAUCAUUUCAUCAAUCCCUUGCCUUGAAGAUGGUGGGCGGUGGCAACUCUAAAUCAGACAUUUCUUUACCUGGCACUUUCGCUAGUAGUGCUUUUGCUGCUUGUUUUGCUGAGAUCUGUACAAUUCCCUUGGAUACUGCUAAGGUUAGGCUUCAACUACAAAAGAAAGCUCUUGUAGGCGAUGGAGUCGUUUUACCAAAGUACAAUGGUAUGUUGGGUACAGUUGGCACGAUUGCAAGGGAAGAAGGUCUAUCUGCCCUCUGGAAAGGCAUUGUACCUGGAUUACAUCGGCAAUGCUUGUUUGGAGGGUUGAGGAUUGGAUUAUAUGAACCUGUCAAGAAUCUUUACGUGGGUGAAAAUUUUGUUGGCGAUGUACCUUUAACCAAGAAGAUACUAGCUGGGCUUACAACUGGUGCGCUUGCUAUUGCGGUGGCAAAUCCUACCGAUCUUGUGAAAGUCCGACUUCAAGCUGAAGGGAAACUAGCACCUGGUGUUCCAAGGCGGUAUAGUGGAGCUCUGAAUGCGUACUCCACAAUAGCAAAACAGGAAGGAGUACGUGCCUUAUGGACUGGACUUGGGCCGAAUGUUGCACGCAAUGCAAUCAUAAAUGCGGCUGAGUUAGCUAGUUAUGAUCAAGUGAAGCAGACAAUUUUGAAGAUCCCAGGGUUUACUGACAAUGUUCUUACGCAUAUAUUAUCUGGUCUGGGAGCAGGUUUUGUUGCAGUCUGCGUGGGGUCUCCGGUUGAUGUGGUCAAAUCAAGAAUGAUGGGAGAUUCGACCGCAUACAAAAAUACACUCGACUGUUUUGUGAAGACUUUGAAGAAUGAUGGCCCUUUUGCAUUCUACAAGGGCUUCAUUCCAAAUUUUGGACGGCUUGGAUCUUGGAAUGUGAUCAUGUUUUUGACGUUGGAGCAGGCUAAGAAGUUGGUUAAAAGUAUAGAGUCAGCUUGAGUAAAAGAAUGCCGCAGCAGGAUAUGUGAUCCUCAUUAAGUGCUAAUUAAUAAAUUAAACUAUACCUGAUAAAGUAAAUUAAAGUAAAAUUUGAGUUCAAAUCAUAAAGUUGUAGCCUGUAGGCCAUCUGGUGCAAUAGAAUUUUUUGCUUGAAAAAGAUUAUGCUCUGAUAGUAACAGCUUUGUAGAGGAAAAUAGCUUUGGAACUCUGGCUUUGCUGAUAAAGCAUGUAUCAUCAGGGAGAUAAUUCAAGAUUCUUUUAACUCA